This is a messenger RNA of Lontra canadensis (Northern American river otter), 2912 nucleotides long. It is a transcript of the gene PI4KB, whose product is annotated as phosphatidylinositol 4-kinase beta. Gene Ontology annotation, cellular component: membrane; cytoplasm. Gene Ontology annotation, molecular function: 1-phosphatidylinositol 4-kinase activity. The record is from RefSeq and is a predicted model, not a curated record. NCBI's taxonomy places the organism in Eukaryota, Metazoa, Chordata, Mammalia, Carnivora, Mustelidae. The coding region runs from base 275 to 2743 and encodes 822 amino acids. The transcript has 12 exons. Gene Ontology annotation, biological process: phosphatidylinositol-mediated signaling; phosphatidylinositol phosphate biosynthetic process.
CUCGCUUUUGCGGAGGGAAGGCGAGGAGGCUGGGCGGCCCGGUCCAACUUGAGGCAGUGCGAAGGCCCCCUCAGGCGGCGCCGAGGGCAGCCCCUAAGCCGGGGCCUGGCUCAGCCGCCGCGGCCGCUGUCAGGGAAGCGCAGGCGGCCAAUGGAACCCGGGAGCGGCCGCUGCUGCUGAGGCGGCGGUGUCGGCAGCCCGACCCCGACCGCCCGCACCCCCUCCGUUGGGGGGGGUCCCCAGGAGCUUGGAAGCUCGAAGUCUGGCUGUGGCCAUGGGAGACAUGGUGGUGGAACCUGCCCCCCUGAAGCCAACUUCUGAGCCCACUCCUAGCCCGCCAGGGAAUAAUGGGGGUUCCUUGCUAGGCGUCAUCACAGAGGGGGUCGGGGAACUAUCAGUGAUUGACCCUGAGGUGGCCCAGAAGGCCUGCCAGGAGGUGCUGGAGCAAGUCAAGCUUUUGCAUGGAGGCGUGGCCAUAUCUAACACAGGUACCCCACUGGAGUUGGUCAAUGGGGAUGUUUUGGACAAUGCGAUCCGUUGCCUGGACGAUCCACCUGCCCAGAUAAGGGAGGAGGAAGAUGAAAUGGGGGCCACUGUGGCCUCAAGCACAGCCAAGGGAGCAAGGAGGCGGCGGCAGAACAACUCUGCCAAACAGUCCUGGCUGCUGAGGCUAUUUGAGUCAAAACUAUUUGAUAUCUCUAUGGCUAUUUCAUACCUGUACAACUCCAAGGAGCCUGGAGUACAAGCCUACAUUGGCAACCGGCUCUUCUGCUUUCGCAAUGAGGAUGUGGAUUUCUAUCUGCCCCAGUUGCUUAACAUGUACAUCCACAUGGAUGAGGACGUGGGUGACGCCAUCAAGCCCUACAUAGUCCAUCGCUGCCGCCAGAGCAUUAACUUUUCCCUCCAGUGUGCCCUGUUGCUUGGGGCCUACUCUUCAGACAUGCACAUUUCCACUCAGCGACACUCCCGCGGGACCAAGCUCCGGAAGCUGAUCCUCUCAGAUGAGCUGAAGCCAGCUCACCGGAAGAGGGAGCUGCCCUCCUUGAGCCCAGCCCCUGACAUGGGGUUGUCUCCCUCUAAGAGGACUCACCAGCGCUCUAAAUCCGAUGCCACUGCCAGCAUAAGUCUCAGCAGCAACCUGAAACGAACAGCCAGCAACCCUAAAGUGGAAAAUGAGGAUGAGGAGCUCUCUUCCAGCACCGAGAGUAUUGAUAAUUCAUUCAGUUCCCCCGUCAGACUGGCUCCUGAGCGAGAAUUCAUCAAGUCUCUGAUGGCGAUUGGCAAGCGGCUGGCCACGCUCCCCACCAAGGAGCAGAAAACACAGCGGCUGAUCUCAGAGCUCUCCCUACUCAACCAUAAGCUCCCUGCCCGAGUCUGGCUGCCCACUGCCGGCUUUGACCACCACGUGGUCCGUGUGCCCCACACCCAGGCUGUUGUCCUCAACUCCAAGGACAAGGCUCCCUACCUGAUCUAUGUGGAAGUCCUUGAAUGUGAAAACUUUGACACCACCACCGUCCCUGCCCGGAUACCCGAGAACCGAAUUCGGAGCACACGGUCGGUGGAGAACCUGCCCGAAUGUGGUAUCACUCAUGAGCAGCGGGCAGGCAGCUUCAGCACUGUGCCCAACUAUGACAACGAUGACGAGGCCUGGUCGGUGGAUGACAUCGGCGAGUUGCAGGUGGAGCUCCCUGAAGUGCACACCAACAGCUGUGACAACAUUUCCCAGUUCUCUGUGGACAGCAUCACCAGCCAGGAGAGCAAGGAGCCUGUGUUCAUAGCAGCAGGGGACAUCCGACGGAGGCUCUCGGAGCAGCUGGCUCACACCCCCACAGCCUUCAGACGAGACCCGGAAGACCCUUCUGCUGUUGCUCUCAAAGAGCCCUGGCAGGAGAAAGUAAGGAGAAUCAGAGAGGGCUCCCCCUAUGGCCACCUCCCCAAUUGGCGGCUCCUGUCAGUCAUCGUCAAGUGUGGAGAUGAUCUUCGCCAGGAGCUCCUGGCCUUCCAGGUGUUGAAGCAACUGCAGUCCAUUUGGGAACAGGAGCGAGUGCCCCUGUGGAUCAAGCCAUACAAGAUCCUUGUGAUUUCUGCUGACAGUGGCAUGAUUGAACCCGUGGUCAACGCUGUGUCCAUUCACCAGGUGAAGAAGCAGUCCCAGCUCUCCUUGCUCGAUUACUUCCUGCAGGAGCACGGCAGUUACACCACUGAGGCAUUCCUCAGUGCACAGCGCAAUUUUGUACAAAGUUGUGCUGGCUAUUGCUUGGUCUGCUACCUACUGCAAGUGAAGGACAGACACAAUGGAAACAUCCUUUUGGAUGCAGAAGGCCACAUCAUCCACAUCGACUUUGGCUUCAUCCUGUCCAGCUCACCCCGAAACCUGGGCUUUGAGACGUCAGCCUUUAAGCUGACCACAGAGUUUGUGGACGUGAGUCAGGAAGGAGAGGUGAUGGGGGGCCUGGAUGGCGACAUGUUCAACUACUACAAGAUGUUGAUGCUGCAGGGGCUGAUCGCUGCUCGGAAGCACAUGGAUAAAGUGGUGCAGAUCGUGGAGAUCAUGCAGCAGGGUUCUCAGCUUCCUUGUUUUCAUGGCUCCAGCACCAUCCGCAACCUCAAAGAGCGGUUCCACAUGAGCAUGACUGAGGAGCAGCUCCAGCUGCUGGUGGAGCAGAUGGUGGAUGGCAGCAUGCGCUCCAUCACCACCAAACUCUAUGACGGCUUCCAGUACCUCACCAACGGCAUCAUGUGACACCCUCCUCCUCAGGCCCAGGAGUGGUGGGGGAUUCAGGGUACCCUCCCUGGGAGGGCCCUUGUCUGAGAAACCCCAAACCAGGAAACCCCACCCAUGGGCAAUGGAAGGCAAGAAAUACAGAGGAUCAUGUGGUAACUGUAAAGCUUGCGGGGGGGGGGGGGGGGGG